AUGGUGGAUCUCUUUGCUGACGAGCAUGAGGCAGCCCCCCCCCCGGGAGCUGCUCUUCUGUCCGCUCUGCACGGUUGGGAUCCGUUGUUCCAGUCUCCAAUCGGAUUACAAUCCCGAAGCCAAGUUUCUGUGAGGACACAGGUCGACGGCACGGAGAAAAUCGAUCGAGUCUCUUUUGUUGAGGAGGUUGUAUACGUUGAUCAGCGCACCUCUAAUUCACUGUAG
Messenger RNA from Echinostoma caproni, 225 nucleotides. The record is from the annotation of a GenBank genome assembly. Lineage: Eukaryota; Metazoa; Platyhelminthes; Trematoda; Plagiorchiida; Echinostomatidae.